Molecule: messenger RNA, 1688 nt
Organism: Sardina pilchardus (European sardine)
Lineage: Eukaryota; Metazoa; Chordata; Actinopteri; Clupeiformes; Clupeidae
Gene: cts12
Product: cathepsin 12
Exons: 8
Coding region: 53-1087 (344 amino acids)
Biological process (GO): positive regulation of peptidase activity; positive regulation of apoptotic signaling pathway; immune response
Cellular component (GO): lysosome
Molecular function (GO): cysteine-type endopeptidase activator activity involved in apoptotic process; cysteine-type endopeptidase activity
Source: RefSeq, a predicted model, not a curated record
GUUUUUGAAGACACACUGAUUUGCUGCCCUUCCAUACAGGACAUACAUUCAAAUGGCUGGCUGGAUUGGAGGCCUGACCAGGGCAUGUCUGGUCAUCCUGCUUUUGUGGGAUCCUUACAACGUCACUGCCGACUCAGAUGAAGAAAUGGAAAGCGAUUGGACAUUGUGGAAACAGCAGAAUGGGGUGGCAUAUGAUGAAGAGAUGGAUGACUUUGAAAGAAAGGGGAUUUGGGAGAGCCACUUGAGGUACAUCAAAGACAACAACAUGAACUUCCUCCAAGGGAGCAAAGGGUUCACCAUGGCCAUGAACAAAUAUGGAGACCUGACACAUCAAGAGUACAAGCGUCUGCUGGGAGCCAAAAUCGACAUGAUGAAUGCAAAAAGAGGGAAGGAUGUGUCUCCGCGUAAACUCAGAGCUGGGGCCAAGCGUCUGGGGCUGGCCACCGUAGAUUACAGAACUAUGGGUUACGUCACUGAAGUCAAGGACCAGGGCUUUUGUGGCUCUUGCUGGGCAUUCAGCACUACGGGGGCCAUUGAGGGACAGGUAUUUAAGAAGACUGGCAAGCUGGUGUCUCUGAGCGAACAAAACCUGGUCGACUGCUCCAAGUCAUUUGGGACACAUGGCUGCAGUGGUGCUUGGAUGGCCAACGCCUAUGAUUAUGUGGUGAAAAACGGUCUGCAAUCAGCUGACACGUACCCUUAUACAUCGGUGGAUACCCAGCCUUGUUUCUAUGACAACGCCAGGGCUGUGGCCAAGAUCACUGAUUACAAGUUCAUACCAGCUGGAGAUGAACAAGCCUUAGCUGAUGCCGUGGCAACUAUAGGGCCGAUCACAGUUGCUAUUGAUGCUGACCACACCAGCUUCCUGUUUUAUAGCUCAGGGAUCUAUGAGGAGCCUCUCUGCAGCCCUCAGGGCCUCAGCCAUGCCGUGGUGCUGGUGGGCUAUGGCUCAGAGGGAGGAAAGGACUACUGGAUCAUCAAAAACAGCUGGGGCUCAGGGUGGGGAGAGGGAGGAUACAUGCGGCUUCUCCGCAAUGGAAACAACACCUGUGGAAUUGCCAGCUACGCCCUGUAUCCAGUCAUGUAAACAGCGAUUCAUCAAAAAUUCAACUCAUGUAUUGGUGAUUAAUAAAAAAUACUUGCCAAUUUUCUUUUCCUUCAACAAAGAGGCAAUUACAGUAGCAUGUGUCUUUGUCUAUGUUUUGUCUGUGUAGUUGUAUUAGUAGUAUGAUGUUUACUGAGGGCAAACCAUAACUCAGUGACAAAGCAAGCAGACAUCUGUGUCUAUAAGCUGACACAACAAGUAGAGCCGGUUUAUGAUGAGAUGCACUGUUUUACUUUUGGUCAUUUCUUUCUCCACCUUUCUUGAACAGUCUUUGUGUAUGGCAGGGUUUGUAAUGCUACCGAAUACGGUAUGAGAGACUGUGUAGACCUCGCCAUUUUUUUAUCUUGUGUAAUCAGUAUAUCUGUUUGUGUUUAAGUGAGUGUGUCACUGUAAAUGCACUGUAAAGCACACAUUUUGGUACAGAUCAUGCUCUUGAUGCUCCAAAAAGACACAUUUUACAAAUGUCACUAUCUUUAUUAACCUACAGGUUUAGUAAAUCGUAAACCAAUGAGAGACUAAUGCCAUGUUGAAGAAGAAAUUGAAUAAAAUUCUAACAAUCAAGUAAAAAAAGAAAAAAAAAAUA